UCCAAAUGAGGAAUGGCUAAAUUAAAUAGAGAAAGGGCUGCAUGCUCUGCUAUCAUACGUCCCAGCUGCUCUCCUGGCUAGCGUUACAGCCUUCCUGCUUUUGUAUUGCAGACUAAAGUCACCGCUUGCAGGAACCUUUUUUUGUGCUUUUACAUGAAUCUAAAUAUAGCUCCGUGGAAGGUUACGGUUCUGUAGAGUGCCAUGGUGCAAUUUAAACCCACAGUACAAAGUGAAUAAUCAGCACGGGGCUGGAGGAUUGAGAAGAGAGGAAAAAGGCUGUCAUCUAGUAUUGAUUAUUUCCCUCCGAAAAAAAAAAAGGGUUAACUGAUUUUGGAUUUUUCCUAUUUAGAGAAGUACAGUCUGGUAACUUUGGUUUGGGUAAUAGAAAUACAGAGGCAUUUUGCGGAGAUUACAUUAAUCCAUUGCUCGGGUUUGGAGAGAGCUGGCUGGGGAAGGUCACAGCUGUGCUGCAGCGUUCAGGAUAAAGCAGACUUGUGGUGGACUGGGCGCUCCCAGGGAUAAUCAGGAGUCGCCAGUGACUGCACCCCCUCCUCCUCUUUUCACCACUACCACCUCACCCGCCACCUCCUCUUCCUCAUUUCAUCCCUCCCCCCUCUGCACUUUCUUCCAAAACACCCUUGUUUAUAAACUUUGAUGGAGAAUUACACACCGGGCUGGAAAAAUGCCUGUUAUGAAAGGAUUAUUAGCACCUCAGAACACCUUCUUAGAUACCAUAGCGACUAGAUUCGACGGAACACACAGUAACUUCAUUCUUGCAAAUGCUCAGGUCGCUAAGGGAUUCCCUAUAGUUUACUGUUCAGAUGGCUUCUGUGAACUUGCUGGGUUUGCACGAACGGAAGUCAUGCAGAAGAGUUGCAGCUGUAAAUUUUUAUAUGGUGCUGAAACAAAUGAACAGACAACACUUGAAAUUGAAAUGUCACUAGAGGAAAAGAGUGAAUUCAAGGGAGAAAUAAUGUUUUACAAGAAGAAUGGUACUUCAUUCUGGUGCCUAUUGGACAUUGUUCCCAUAAAGAAUGAAAAGGGUGAUGUGGUACUUUUUCUGUCCUCAUUUAAGGACAUUACAGAUACGAAAAUUAAAAUUGCCCAGGGAGAGAAAAAAGAAGAAAAAUACAGAAAAGGAAAAGCAGGGUCCCAUUUUGAGGCAGCAAGGAGACGGAGUCGGGCUGUUCUUUAUCACAUCUCUGGUCACCUACAAAGGAGAGAAAAGGGAAAAUUAAAGCUUAAUAAAAACGUUUUUGUAGAUAAACCAGCAAUUCCUGAAUAUAAGGUUUCAGAUGCAAAAAAAACAAAGUUUGUCAUUUUACAUUUUAGUACCUUCAAAGCAGCCUGGGACUGGCUAAUAUUAUUAGCAACGUUUUAUGUUGCUGUUACUGUACCUUACAAUGUAUCCUUUGUGGACAAUGAUGACCUGUCAUCAACAAGAAGCACAACUGUUAGUGAUAUUUCCGUGGAAAUCCUUUUUAUUAUAGAUAUUAUUUUAAAUUUCCGAACAACCUAUGUCAGCAAGUCUGGCCAAGUUGUAUUUAAGGCAAGAUCUAUUUGUAUCCACUAUGUUACAACCUGGUUCGUCAUUGAUUUAAUUGCUGCCCUUCCCUUUGAUCUCCUUUAUGCUUUUAAUGUCACUGUGGUUUCACUUGUUCAUCUUUUGAAAACCAUCAGAUUGUUACGACUUUUACGCCUUCUUCAGAAGUUGGAUCGUUAUUCUCAGCAUAGCACUAUAGUACUUACUUUAUUAAUGUCCAUGUUUGCCCUUUUGGCCCACUGGAUGGCUUGCAUUUGGUAUGUCAUUGGGAGGAUGGAAAUGGAAGAAAAUAAUCCCCUUACUUGGGAUAUAGGCUGGCUUCAUGAGCUGGGGAAAAGACUGGAGUCGCCCUUCUAUAGCAAUAACACACAAGGUGGUCCCACCAUUCGAAGUACAUACAUUGCAUCCCUCUAUUUUACACUCAGCAGCCUGACUAGUGUUGGAUUUGGAAAUGUUUCUGCUAAUACAGAUGCAGAAAAGAUAUUCUCCAUUUGCAUUAUGCUAAUUGGAGCCUUGAUGCAUGCCUUGGUUUUUGGUAACGUGACAGCUAUAAUCCAGCGAUUGUACUCCAGAUGGUCACUAUAUCACACAAGAACCAAGGAUCUGAAGGAUUUUAUACGGGUACACCACCUUCCACAGCAACUGAAGCAGAGAAUGCUUGAAUAUUUCCAAACCAAUUGGUCAGUCAAUAAUGGGAUAGAUUCUCAUGAGCUCCUGAAAGAGUUUCCAGAUGAGUUACGUUCGGAUAUAACCAUGUACUUGAACAAGGAGAUUCUACAACUAUCCUUUUUGAGAAUGCUAGCCGUGGGUUGCCUCAGGUCUCUGUCUCUUCAUAUCAAAACUUCUUUCUGUGCUCCUGGAGAGUACCUACCGCAGGGAGAUGCAUUGCAGGCAAUUUAUUUAGUGUGCUCAGGUUCCAUGGAAGUUCUGAAGGAUGGGAUGGUGUUGGCUAUUCUAGGUAAAGGAGAUUUAAUUGGAGCAACUUUAUCAAUUAAAGAUCAAGUAAUAAAAACCAAUGCGGAUGUGAAAGCUUUGACCUACUGUGAUCUACAGUGUAUUAUCCUCAAAGGCCUUUAUGAAGUUCUGGACUUUUAUCCAGAAUAUGCACAUAAAUUUGUAGAAGACAUUCAGCAAGAUCUUACAUAUAAUCUUCGGGAGGGUCAUGAAAGUGAUAGAAUGUCAAGACUCACUUGCAAAUCAACUUUGUCACAGACAGAACCCAGGGGAAAUGGCAGUGUAAAUAAAAGGCUAUCAUUCAUCGUGGAAGAUGAUGAUGACGACACAGGGGAGGACGAACCCUCUUCUCCAUCUACUAUACGUACAAGGAACACAAAGUACAAAAAGUCUUCAAACAGCUCUCUAGGGAUUAAUCUGAAACCAUUCUCUGGAAAUGUCCCAUACAAGUCACCAAUUAAAUCAUCAAACCUUAACUCUGCAAGAACAAGGAUAGAAAAUGAAUCAUACCUUAACAGCAGAAGACGGGAUAAGAAUUUAAGACUUAACCUUCCAACAGUUACGAGCCUAGGACCGCCGGAUUUAAGUCCCAGAGUUGUUGAUGGAAUUGAAGAUGAUAAUGGUAAUGAAGAAGGUCAAGCAUUUGACUUUGAAGCUUAUCAAUUGAGACAACAAGCACGAUUAAAUCAAACCACAGGAGACUUAUUGGAUUUCAACCCAGCAAUGCUUUUUAUUACAGCAGAAGAAACCAAACAACAGAUAACAAGACUCAACCAUGAGGUCAGUACUUUAACUCAUGAAGUAUCCCAGCUCAGCAAAGAUAUGAAGAUUGUCAUGAAUAUUUUAGAAAACUUGUUAGCUGCACAAAGACCAGUUGGAUAUUAUUCAACUUAUGGUACAGUGAUAGAUGGAAUGGGUACUACAAUAGGUUCCCCAAUGGAUCAGAUGCAAACUAGAAUGACAUGGACAACAAAUCAAGCUUGCAUGCAAAGGCAAGAUUCCCUGGUUGGGACUCCAACACAGCUGUGUCAAGGUACAGUUGUAUCUGACUUGUGGAACAUGGAUCCUUCCAGUGUAGGAAGCAGCCCUCAAAGAAAUGUAUCAAAUGUAGAGAAUUCAUUAGAAGGUGAAUAUUACUACACGGCAGGCCUUGGAUAUUCUCCGUCACAUUAUCAAGUUAUUCAGGCUGACCAAUAUUCUUAUUUGAAGUGUACAUCUCCUCAUUCGGACACCACAUUAACUCCUCUGCAGUCUAUCUCUGCAACUCUUUCCCCAUCUAUGUGUUCAUCAUCUGACACUUCUCUGCAGCUUGUGCUGCCAAGUAGAUCUGAAGAAGGUUUUAGCCAAGGAGAAAUUAGUUCACUAAGCCUUGAAAAUCUGCCAGGUUCUUGGGAUGUAGAAGGAACAGUUGGCAUCUCUGGACAGUCAACGGAGGAGUACCCCCAGGACAUUAUUACAAGUCAAAUAGAUUUUAAAGAUGACAAAGCCAUAAAUGUAUAAUGAUAACUGACCAAUACUAUUCAGCAGAAGCAGCAAUGUAGAAACUCUUUAUGCAUGAGACUGCAAAGACACACGGAAAAGUUGGUUUUGUUUCAACUAUUUUGAAAAAGAUAUAACUAAGAAACUAACACAAAAAAGCACAGUACCUUAACAUAUUUAUUUAGAAGUGCUGAGGGUGUGUUUUCUGUUACUUAUGUAAGCUAUUGGUCUGUGUUCCAGGUUUUCUAAUGCAGACUGAAGACCCUGAGGGUCAAAACAGCUGGGAUUCAUAUACAAAAGAACACAUGACCACAUAUGUCGUAGGGAGUUCUUAUAUCACAAAGCAAAACGCUCUUUCCUGAGUGCCUGAUUGUCAUUUGCAAACAAUAGCACUGUCAAUGCUUGCUUCAGGUGACCAUGAUUCCUGCUGUCUAUUUGUCAGUUCAGAGAAGACAUAGGGACAAUUAUCGCUGCAUGUCAUCUCCUAGACAAUCAACCAAACAGAGUUGGUAGAUGGUGGGUUAACCGUUGCACGUUAUUUGUCAUUUUAAUGAAACCUCUUUAUUUAUCAGAAAAAAAAGCUAUUUUUAUAUUCUUGGUAUGAAAUAUGUAUUUAAACUAUUUAAAAUAUUUAUAACUAAAUGUCUUUUUUUGGUAAGAGCUUGCAGUUUUCAAGAGAAAUGCACAAUUCUUAUGCAUAUUGUAUUAAACAAUUUAUUAUUCAGAAAAAAUAAAAGUGUACAUAAUUAAUAUAAUAUCCCAUUUGCAUGUAGGUUGGAUGAAUGUAUGCAUCUGAUACAUUUUAGAGUAUUUACAAUGCCAAAAUGGUUGA
Messenger RNA from Rana temporaria (common frog), 4808 nucleotides. It is a transcript of the gene KCNH8, whose product is annotated as potassium voltage-gated channel subfamily H member 8. The record is from RefSeq and is a predicted model, not a curated record. Gene Ontology annotation, molecular function: voltage-gated potassium channel activity. NCBI's taxonomy places the organism in Eukaryota, Metazoa, Chordata, Amphibia, Anura, Ranidae. Gene Ontology annotation, biological process: regulation of membrane potential; potassium ion transmembrane transport. Gene Ontology annotation, cellular component: membrane.